Molecule: messenger RNA, 1039 nt
Organism: Phacochoerus africanus (Common warthog)
Lineage: Eukaryota; Metazoa; Chordata; Mammalia; Artiodactyla; Suidae
Gene: GRPEL1
Product: GrpE like 1, mitochondrial
Exons: 4
Coding region: 71-724 (217 amino acids)
Biological process (GO): protein import into mitochondrial matrix; protein folding
Cellular component (GO): PAM complex, Tim23 associated import motor
Molecular function (GO): protein-folding chaperone binding; protein homodimerization activity; adenyl-nucleotide exchange factor activity
Source: RefSeq, a predicted model, not a curated record
CCCCGAGGGGGCGGGCCAGCGGCUCCCGCGCACGCCUGUGGCGCGCGCAGGGCUGACGGCGGCGGCAGUCAUGGCGGCUCCGUGUGUGAGGGUGGCGCGGCGCAGCCUCUCGGCUUUAGCGUUGUCUCUCAGGCCCUCUCCCCGGCUGCUGUGCACAGCCACAAAACAGAAGAACAACGGCCAGAACUUGGAAGAGGACGCGGGUCAGAAUGAACAGAAGACAGAUCUUCCCUCUACAGAGAAGACCCUCAUGGAGGAGAAGGUCAAGCUGGAAGAGCAGCUGAAGGAGGCCAUGGAAAAAUAUAAGCGAGCUUUGGCAGAUACUGAGAACUUUCGGCAGAGGAGCCAAAAAUUGGUGGAGGAAGCUAAACUCUAUGGCAUUCAGGGCUUCUGCAAGGACUUGCUGGAGGUCGCAGACAUCUUGGAGAAGGCGACACAGUCUGUCCCGAAGGAAGAGAUCAGAGACGACAACCCCCACCUGAAGAACCUCUACGAGGGGCUCCUGAUGACCGAGGCCCAGAUCCAGAAGGUGUUCACCAAGCACGGCUUACUCCGCCUGGACCCCCUGGGCGCCAAGUUCGACCCGUACGAGCACGAGGCCUUGUUCCACACGCCGGUGGAGGGCAAGGAGCCGGGCACAGUGGCGCUGGUUAACAAAGUGGGCUACAAGCUGCACGGGCGCACCCUGAGGCCCGCCCUGGUGGGGGUGGUGAAGGAGGCCUAGCCGCCGCCAGGGCUCCUGGCGUUUGCAGGUGACUCUCAGAAGGCCGGUUGUCUUUGCUCCUGCCAGUGCUUUGGCCUUUCCCUGACCCCCGUUGGAAGGCUUCGGUCACCACGGCGCCACAGAACAGCAAGCCAGUUGCACAGUCGUGUCAACAGACGAGCUGGGGAGUCGUUCGUUGAUUUUCCAUACAUAUUUAAUAGUUGGUGUGCUGACGGAUCGCUGCCGGAGCCUCGGGUGUCGUGAAAAACACUGUGUCUGCUCAGACUCUGGUGACCUCAGAGGGUUUGAGAUGAAUAAAAGGUCGAUGUCUGGCUA